GCCCCGGUGGGGCCGGAUGGGCAAGUUCGGCACGAUGGCUCAAGCCCCGGCGGCGGCGGUGGUGGCGGCGGCGGUCGGAGGCGGAGGCGCCUCCUCCUCCUCGCCCCGGCGCCGGCGGUGAUCCGAGCGAGCGGCCGCGGCCCCCGAUGAGACUGUUCGCAGGCUGGCUGUGCCUGAGCCUGACGUCCGUGUGGCUGGCGCGAAGGAUGUGGACGCUGCGGAGCCCGCUCACCCGCUCCCUGUAUGUGAACAUGACGAGUGGCCCGGGCGGGCCGGCGGCGGCCGCGGGCGGCAGGAAGGAGAACUACCAGUGGUAUAUGUGCAACAGAGAGAAAUUAUCUGAAUCACUCCAGGCUGUCUUUGUUCAGAGUUACCUUGAUCAAGGAACACAGAUCUUCUUAAACAACAGCAUUGAGAAAUCAGGCUGGCUAUUUAUCCAAUUAUAUCAUUCUUUUGUGUCAUCUGUUUUUAGCCUGUUUAUGUCCAGGACAUCUAUCAAUGGGUUGCUAGGAAGAGGCUCAAUGUUUGUGUUUUCACCAGAUCAAUUUCAGAGACUGCUUAAAAUUAAUCCAGACUGGAAAACCCAUAGACUUCUUGAUUUAGGUGCUGGAGAUGGAGAAGUCACAAAAAUCAUGAGCCCACAUUUUGAAGAAAUCUAUGCCACUGAGCUAUCUGAAACUAUGAUCUGGCAGCUUCAGAAAAAGAAGUACAGAGUGCUUGGUAUAAAUGAAUGGCAGAAUACAGGGUUCCAGUAUGAUGUCAUCAGCUGCUUGAAUUUGCUGGACCGCUGUGAUCAGCCCCUGACUUUGUUAAAAGAUAUCAGAAGUGUCUUGGAGCCAACUAGAGGCAGGGUCAUCCUGGCCCUCGUCUUGCCCUUUCAUCCCUAUGUGGAAAACGUAGGUGGCAAGUGGGAGAAACCAUCUGAAAUUUUGGAAAUCAAGGGACAGAAUUGGGAAGAACAAGUGAAUAGUCUUCCUGAAGUUUUCAGAAAAGCUGGUUUUGUUAUCGAGGCUUUCACCAGACUGCCAUACCUGUGCGAAGGUGACAUGUACAAUGACUACUACGUUCUGGAUGAUGCAGUCUUUGUUCUCAAGCCAGUAUGAGCACUUGGAGUCCACCCCAAGAAUGCACCCCCCCAGAACAGGGUGUUUCAUUAAGUGUUCUCAUUUAUAUGCUCAUAGAAGUCAUCAAAACAACACAUUUGCUGCAACACCUGGAUAGAAAGGAGAAUAAAGCCUUAAGAAGAAUGACUUUAUUAUUCAUUAAGAACAGCAUCCUUACAUCCUCAUACCAGUAUCUUCCACUGUUACUGUAGUCAUUGUAAGAGUUGGGUUAUGUGAUUUAUGCAAAAUUGUUAUUGAUGUGUUCUAAUGCUUUUUUUCCCUCCAGGAAUUUAAAUAAGUCAAGUGCAAAUACUUAGUACUCUAGAUUGUAAAAAUAGAAAGAGGAAAUGAGUAAACUUAAUGUAGCUCUUGUAUAGUUGAAUUUUGCUUCUUUAUAAAGUUGUCUGUCGUAAUCAGGGUUUGCUGUUUAGAAUGUCGAACACGAGUGAUGGGUUUUCAAAGAGACAGGUUGCCCCCAAAUGUCUCAUAACUUCCAAAUGGAGAAUUAAUUUGAUGGUCUGUUUUUUUUAAAAACACAUUUUUUACCAACCCCUAUCCCCCAUCCCCCGCAGCAAAAGCACAGAAUGCACAUACAUUUUCACAUUUCAAAGAUAAAAACAGUUUCUCAAGAAUGUCUGUGGUUCUCUGAAGUCCAGCUUUUUAAAAAAGGGACUUUUAUGGUGAAAAUUUACACAAGCAAUCAUUUCAAACAGAUUUGAAAAUCUUGAUGGUUUGUCACCAUUCCAGUAGAUGGCAGUGUUGCUUACUGAGCAUCAGUGACUUUCUUUUUUUCCUCUAAAUGGAAUCAUGUUUAUUUUUCCAAAGUUGCAAUAAAGCUACCUUCCUGUCUG
Choloepus didactylus (southern two-toed sloth) is the source of this 1954-nucleotide messenger RNA. RefSeq names its product methyltransferase like 9 (gene METTL9). The record is from RefSeq and is a predicted model, not a curated record. NCBI's taxonomy places the organism in Eukaryota, Metazoa, Chordata, Mammalia, Pilosa, Megalonychidae. The transcript is spliced from 6 exons. Gene Ontology annotation, molecular function: protein-L-histidine N-pros-methyltransferase activity. Bases 147 to 1103 code for a protein of 318 amino acids.